Molecule: messenger RNA, 1332 nt
Organism: Pecten maximus
Lineage: Eukaryota; Metazoa; Mollusca; Bivalvia; Pectinida; Pectinidae
Product: mucin-2-like
Exons: 1
Coding region: 1-1332 (443 amino acids)
Source: RefSeq, a predicted model, not a curated record
AUGACCCACCAAAACCACACCAACAACACAACCCAACCACAACCACCAAACACACACUACACUACCCACUACCACAACCCAACCCUACCACCAACCAACCACAACCGAAACCCCAAAAAACAACACACAUACCACCCACACAACAGACAGACCCCACACACCACACCACACACCACCAGGAAAACCCCAAAAAACCAACCCAACCCACCUACACGCCAAAAGAACCAACACCAGACCACACCAACGACCCACUACCAGACACCAGACACGACCAGACCACCGACCCAAACCCACCACCCACCAGGACCACAGCCACGACCAAGACAAACACAAGACUACACACCCCACCAGGACCAACCACCCCAGACCACACAAGACACACCCAGAAACACACAACACCACACAACAACAGACACGACCACCGACCCUACGACAACUACCCGACCAACAAAAAGACCCACCAGACACCCCCAAACCACACAAAACCAGACCAGACACGACCAGACCACGACACAAACGACCACCCCGACCACGACAACAGCGACCCCAAAAACGACACGACCAAACACACACACACAGGACCAACCACACGACCAAAACCAACACACCGACCAACCAGGCCCCGACCAAACAACGCCCACCAGGACCACACAAGACCCGACCAGACCCCGACACACCAGACCAACACCAACCAGGACACAAACACCAGAACCACACACCCAACCACGACACGACCAACACACACACAGACCACACACCCAACCAACCACAGACCCGACACAAGACACACCAACCCCACCAACCGACACGAACCACCAGGAACUAGGAAACCCAACCAAACACACCAGGACCAACCCAACCCAACCGGAAAAGGACCACCGACCAACCACACCACCAAAACGCGACCCGACCCACACCCCACAACCACCAACCACACCCACAAACACAACCACAGACACCAGUAACCACACACCAGUAAACCCCAACACCACCACGACCAAAGCCAGGACCAGCACCACAGGGCCCACCCUAACCAAACCAACGACCAGAUACAACACGACAAACAACCAACCACAACACAAAACCAGACAAGCCAUACCACACACACCCCAGACCACACACCCCCAGGACCAACUACCCACGACCAGACCACGACACAAACAACACGACACGAAAACCCAGGACACACACUCAUACCCACAACACCAGACCACCACCACUAACAACCAGGACCAACCCCAACCUACCAACCGACACCCCAACCCCUACACACCAUUUAAAACCGCCCGGCCCCGACACGACACUACCAACCCAAACCCCCAACACAAUUAA